Molecule: messenger RNA, 892 nt
Organism: Aspergillus sclerotioniger CBS 115572
Lineage: Eukaryota; Fungi; Ascomycota; Eurotiomycetes; Eurotiales; Aspergillaceae
Exons: 1
Coding region: 190-699 (169 amino acids)
Source: RefSeq, a predicted model, not a curated record
UGCUUCCACUAAUCGGAGCAGCAAGUGGAUAAUAAACUUGGAUCAGCCCAGUGACUGGCGCUAAGGGUGAAAAAGCUUAGUCGUGGGUGCAGGAAGGGGUGGUAAAUUGAAGGAUUGGGUCACUCGUGUUCUUCUGCAGGAGUUCUGCAGUCUGAGUCUGACAGCUGAUAACAUUAUCUGGAUGCAUUAAUGGACAGGGACUGGCAUCCUGCGGACAAGGCUCCUGCUGCAUGUUUCCGCGUCUACAGCUGCAACAUUAUCAUCAGGUCGGGAGAAAGACGGUCUCCGAUGGACAUCCUGGUCCAACAUGUGAUAGACGGGACGAGGAUAGGAUCAACGAGGAGUUUGCUGCAUGUGGUGGUGGUGAUAGAGUUGGAUGGUGCGAUCCGGCGUAGAGACGGAGCUCCCGGCGCGGGAUUUACGCGCGGGACCGUCGGGGUGCAAUUCUCAAUUCUCCCAGGUUUCGCCGGCAGUUGGGGAUCUCUCACCGAUGGGUUGACAGGACAUCCCAUCAGCCUGAUGGUUUGGGUCUUUGGCCCGUUUGGCCCGUUGUGCCCGUUGGGGUCCGAUAGCAUCCUGUGGGUGACCAAAUUCGACGUUCUGACGGGGCCAUUCCUUGGGGAAAUUCUAGGGUGUUGCCGUGGGUCAUGUGAUCUCAUGGUUCCUCACAGCAUCGCAGCACCUGAGGCGGUACGGUAGAGGGUCAUCGAGUUGUUCAAAGGCAUCAUAAUUGCUCAAAGUACUACUUGUUGUUAUAAGAGUCCCAGGAGGAUUGUUGGUCAUUCGAGGUGCUUACAACUUUGGGGGCAUAAAAGCUAGCCGUUCGAGAUAUAUAUAUCCGCUCCUUUUAUAGAUAGAUCAGAUGUAUCCGUCGAUCAUAAGUGUAACAGCG